Molecule: messenger RNA, 648 nt
Organism: Rhizopus microsporus ATCC 52813
Lineage: Eukaryota; Fungi; Mucoromycota; Mucoromycetes; Mucorales; Rhizopodaceae
Exons: 2
Cellular component (GO): cytoplasm; nucleus
Source: RefSeq, a predicted model, not a curated record
AAUGCAGCAUACGGUUGCUAUGUUUGGCCAUCUGCUCUUGUCCUAAGCGAGUUUUUAUUCUAUAAUCGUUCAAGGUUCAUCAAUAAGACAGUUCUGGAAGUAGGUGCAGGCACAUGUUUACCUUCCUUGACAAUCAUAAAGUCAUCAAAACCUUCUCAUAUGGUAGUGACUGAUAUUGAAAGCAUCGUGCCAGCCAUGCAACAGUGUCUUGAACUUAAUCAAGUCUCUGAUAAUGUCUGGAUAGGUGCAUUAGAAUGGGGUCAGUUCGGUACACCAAACAGUAUAGACUAUUUGAUACAACAUACGAUACAAACAGAAUGGGACUCUUCUAUUGAUUAUAUCAUUGGUAGCGAUACAUUUUAUGAUCCUAAAGAAUUUGAAAACCUGCUUGUACUUGUAUCCUAUGUUAUACAUCAUCACAAUCCACAUUGCACAUUCUACACAACCUAUCAAGAGAGAAGCUCAAAAAGAAGUAUACAAUAUCUAUUAAACAAGUGGAAUCUUCAGUGUAGACUCAUAUCCAAGGAUGCAUUUGGAUUUGAUGAAUUAAAGUAUACUUGUGAACAAGACGCUGAAUCUGAAAUAAAGGUCAAUGCAGGUACACUCUCCAGUGUAUUCUUACUUGAGAUAUCCAAAGCAAAACAAUAA